This is a messenger RNA of Bufo gargarizans (Asiatic toad), 714 nucleotides long. Its product is annotated as interferon lambda-2-like. The coding region runs from base 1 to 714 and encodes 237 amino acids. The record is from RefSeq and is a predicted model, not a curated record. NCBI's taxonomy places the organism in Eukaryota, Metazoa, Chordata, Amphibia, Anura, Bufonidae. Gene Ontology annotation, biological process: positive regulation of immune response; defense response to virus; cell surface receptor signaling pathway via JAK-STAT. The transcript has 7 exons. Gene Ontology annotation, molecular function: cytokine activity.
AUGACCGGAAGAGCGGCAGGCUUUGCUUCAGAAGCCAUGAUGAUUGGAAAUCUUUCACUAGAUGUAUUGAUUUUCGAGAACUAUUAUACUUGUGUCUCGCCAUUCAUGGUGGACGUGGUCUCCUGUGAAGGGUUUAUAAGAAGAGAAGAAAGUCUUCAGAUCGACACCAAUACUUCAGCCAUGGACGUCAGACUGGUGGUCUUCUGUAUUCUAUUUGUUGCCGUGACCGGACAUCCACACAAGAGACGCUGCUUAAUGUCCAGAUAUAAAUCAGUAUCUUCCACUGACAUCAAGAUUAUUAGAGAACUUCAGAAUGAACAUGAGAAGGACAUUUCCACCAGUGCAAUGAAAUGCUACAGAAGAAUGAUGAGACACAAGCCAUCUGUAUGUGACCUAAAUCCCAGUGACCGUCUGAUUCUGACUUUGGAGCGAGUUACAAUAACCACAGAGGUUUUGGCAAAUCUGGCCACAUCUGAUGUGCCCGACCCUGUAUUACAGUCACUCAUGAUGUUCCUCAAGAUCAGGGAUGAUCUUCUGAUCUGUAGGGAGUCAUCAGAAUACAGUAGCACACCUUCAGAUGAACUGAUGCCAUGGCUUCACCAUCUCCAGUACUUUUUGGAAGAGGCAUCUCCACAAUGUCUCCAGGUUGCCGUGUUACUCAGCCUCAUCUCACUAAUGGUGGAAGAUGUUGGGUGUUGGGCUCAUGUAAAAUAA